Messenger RNA from Panicum hallii, 1591 nucleotides. Its product is annotated as pectin acetylesterase 5-like. The transcript is spliced from 12 exons. Lineage: Eukaryota; Viridiplantae; Streptophyta; Magnoliopsida; Poales; Poaceae. Gene Ontology annotation, molecular function: hydrolase activity. The record is from RefSeq and is a predicted model, not a curated record. The coding region runs from base 35 to 1288 and encodes 417 amino acids.
UACACGGCUACACACGCACACGCGCGCGACGGCCAUGGCGACCGAGCUGCUGUCGCCGCUCCUCCCGCAGCGUCGACGGGGCCUCGCUGUCGCCGUGGCGGUGCCCCUGCUCGCGCUCCUCCUCGUCGUUGUCAUCUUCUUCCACGCACCGCUUCCGACGACGGUGAGCUCUCCGGAGCGCGUCGACCUGACCCUGGUCGCCGGCGCACGGGAGAAGGGCGCGGUGUGCUUGGAUGGGAGCCCGCCUGGUUACCACCUGCGGAGAGGCUUCAGCUCCGGAUCUCACAACUGGCUCAUCUAUCUUGAGGGAGGAGCUUGGUGCAACACCGCAAAAAGUUGCUUUGCACGCACAGUGAGCAGCUUUGGUUCAUCCAAGUUUAUGAGAGCAGUAAAGUUCAGUGGGAUACUCGGCAAUGAUCCCCUAGAAAAUCCUGAUUUCUACGACUGGAAUAUAGUUGUUGUAAGGUACUGUGACGGUGCAUCAUUUGCUGGGGAUGCGGAGGGUGAAGAUCCGGAUGGAACCAAACUUUUCUUCAGAGGAUUGCGUAUCUGGGAAGCAGUUGUUGAUGAACUAAUGGGAAAAGGAAUGGACACUGCUAAACAGACCUUGCUUACAGGCUGUUCUGCUGGUUCUCUAGCUGCAUUGCUGCACUGUGAUAAUUUUCGUCGACGGUUUCCUCAAGAGGUUUCAGUUAAAUGCCUUUCUGAUGCUGGAUUUUUUAUCGACGUGAAAGAUUUAUCUGGAGAAAGAUCCAUAUGGUCGCUCUUCAAUGAAGUAGUUCACCUUCAUAAUGUUAGAGAAGUUCUACCCAAGGACUGCCUCCAAAAUAAGGAUCCAACAGAGUGUUUCUUUGCUUCUGAACUGAUUAAGAGCAUCAGCACCCCCACAUUUAUUCUGAACUCAGCUUACGAUUCUUGGCAGAUACAAAAUGUUCUCGCACCAGAUGGAUCCUAUCCUGGACAGGCAUGGUCGAGUUGCAAAACAGAUAUUCGGAACUGCAGUUCCACACAAAUUGAUGUGCUGCAUGGAUUCAGGAAGAAAUUAGUCAGUAAAUUGAAGGUUGCUGAAGAUAAGAGGAACUGGGGGCUGUUCAUCGAUUCAUGCUUCACACACUGUCAAACGCCAUUCAACAUCUCAUGGCAUUCGCCGAUCUCACCAAGACUUGAUGACAGGACUAUCGCAGAGGCUGUUGGGGAUUGGUAUUUUGGUAGAAGGCAAGAUGUAAAACUAAUCGACUGCGAGUAUCCAUGUAAUCCCACAUGCAGCAGUCGUCUAUCAACUGCUUGAUUCACUCAGGACCGCGCUGAUAUCACCACUUUUUCCUCAUUUUUCGCAGUUUUUUUACCUCAAGUACAAGUUUGUUUUGAUGUGGAUUCAAUAAUUUUUUUUAUAAGACCUGCAUUAAGCUGAACACGACUUUGAAGUACUAGAAGUCGUACUUCCAUCAGACUCAUAAGUCAGAACGGAUGUGCACCGAAACUUUCAGGAACUUUGCCUUGUAACUUCCACAUUCAAAGGCCUCCAACUGCGUCCAGACUCCGGGGAUUCAAAAUUUUGUUUCUGAGAAAUACAAUCAGCGAAUGUUCUGAA